Messenger RNA from Styela clava, 2643 nucleotides. RefSeq lists its product as uncharacterized. NCBI's taxonomy places the organism in Eukaryota, Metazoa, Chordata, Ascidiacea, Stolidobranchia, Styelidae. The record is from RefSeq and is a predicted model, not a curated record.
CUUCAUUGUAACAACAAGUUCUGUUUUCACCAAGAAUAUUGGAAUUCCGAGGUUGGAGGUUCGUGCAGCUGUUGGUUGCGAUCUGUUUUGGUUUUGCUUCUGUUAAAUCUUGAUUGUAGCUUACCAGCAAAAAUGUCUUUCAAUCUUAAAGACGAGCUGUGCUUAUACCUGAAUCCACCAAAUCAAGUUUAUGAAAUGGACGAACAUUUGGGAGAAAAAUGGCAUAUCUAUAAGCGUGGAUGGCAGGUAUACGAACGAACUUUUACAGUUAAAACAAAUAACAAGAAAGAUCGAGUCCACCAUUUCCUCAAAUCAAUGGAGAAGAAAUUUUCUGAUCUUUACUACGAUUUCAAAUGGGAACGCAAAGAAGAUAAAUAUGAUGUUGAUGCGGUCAUUGCCAAAUAUGACAACUAUUUCAAUGAGUGGACUGAAGCUCACAAAGAAAAUGAAAAUAAAGCUAGGUCUCGAUUUCUAUCAAGAAAGCAGGAACCUGACGAAACCUUACCACAUUUCGCAACUGAACUAAGAAGAAUGAGUAUCUAUUGUGGAUUCAGACACUGCCGUGAAGAUAAAAUUCUCGAUCAAACAAUCGCUGGUAUGAGUGAUCCAGCUUUGCAGAGAAGAUUGAGAAAGAACCCAAAAGAUUUCCAAACAGUUAUGACCAGAAUUGAAAGUUGUACUACUAUGUCUCUUCCCACUAAAUUGGAAAAGAGUAACCCUAUACCUGAUAGGAUUCGAAAAGGUUUAUCUUCUAGAUUAAAGAAACUUCUUGAAGACAAGGCAAUUGAACCUGUGACGACUACUCUUCCAUUGUGUAAGAUUUCAAAUUUGUAUAUCUCUACUGACAAAGCAGGUAAAAACUUGAGAAUUUGUCUUCGUGCUGGUGAUACAGAAUGGACAGAAACUAAAAUGGAGGAUUCAAAAAUUAGAAAAACUAUGAGAAGUUUCCAACUAAGGCGAAUCAUGUAUUUUUCAAUUGUGAAUAUAAAUUAUGGACUCUGGGACGAUUCGGAUAAAAAAUUAUUCACAACUUUCAACACACCAUUUGGGAUUUUCAAGUGGAAACAUAUUCCUUUUGGUUUGAAGUAUUCCUUCGAAACUAGAAUGAAAAAAAUAAAAAGCAUGAUACGGAAGAUGGAGUGUUGUAAGAUAAUUGAAAACGACCUUAUCGUGUAUGGAAUGGGUGAUAAUGAAUUCGAUGCCAUUGUUGACCAUGAAAAAAACUGUCGUGAAAUGUUAGACAAAAUUACGAAAAAUAACUUGACUGUCAAUUAUAAACGUGCUAAACUAAAACAGAAGGAACUGACAUACAGAGAAAUGUCAAUUAAAGAUGGUUCUCGGGUGAAUUGCCCAAAUAUUGAUGCCUAUCCCGAAAUUGCCCCGAUUUGUCUUAUGAUUAUGAAUUCGUAACUAUUUUCAUUUGGAAGUCUCGAUUUGCAGACAUAUUACUAAAAACAAGUUUAAAACUGUAAAUUAGAACAGAUGCCCCUUCACCAAAAAUUGCAAAAGGAUUAUAAAAUUUGGGAAAAAAUAGUUGUUUCUAAAUGAGUAAAAGUUUAAGUGUUUUGGAAACCAAUGCCAUGAGUUUUUGUCACAUCAUGCUCCUUUGUUAUUAUUGUUGUAAUGUUUCAUUUAAUGAUUUAAAUUCUUAUUUUGAUCAAUGAUGUAUGCUUGAGUAAAGUACAAUUUAAGUAUUGUCCAAGCUUUAAACAACUUAAGUCAAUGUUGAUGUAUUUUUCAAAUUUUCCCGAUUGUUCAAGUCGAGUUGCAUGUCUCCUUUCCAAUUUUCUGUAAGAGUACUGAAGUGUUUUUGGCAAACAUGUUCUCUAUUUAACCACAAUUGAGCAUGAGCAUAAUAUUGUUUCAAAUUAUUAAUGUAAUAGUUUUCAUACUGAUAUGAAUAUUUUAUAAUUUUUGUGGUAUAUCAGUGAGAAAGAGGUAAUAUGGUUAUGCCAUCAAUGAUAUGCGAGUUGCUGUGUCCAUGGUGAAGGACUUAUAUUGGUCUUAUACUGGAAUUUAUCAAACUCUAAGAAGUUUGUUAUGAGAAUCAUCUUAAUUGGGAUCCCACACUGCACUCUGAAAGCCAAUGACAUGCAUUCAUUUUGUGUUUGCUAAGAUCAAUAUCGAUACUCAUUCUCUCCCUACCCGUUUUUUGACCCUCACUUCAGCAUUGUAACACUGUGCAUUCAAACAACACUCAUAAUAUGGCUUUGAAGAGAUCAAUUUAUUUACAGGGGUCAACACAAGUAUUUCCAGAAUUUGGUGGCCAACCCAUUUGAAAAUAGAAAAUCUUCCUACAUUUUUUUCUUAUUUUAUAAUUUUUCCCUGAUUUGUAAAUACUGGUCUUAAAAAUUUAUUCUGAUUGGCUUUUUUAAAUGUUCCUGAAUUCGUGUUUUUCAUUAUUAUAUACAUACUUUCAUUCUAUUAUCUUUUGCUCAUUUCUUCAAUAAGAUGAAAAUAAAUUUGAAUCUACUUUAGUAGUUUACCUUAUUCUUCCACAUAAUAUCUGACAAUGCAUAUAAAUUAAAUCAGUGGUUCUCAAACUUUUUUCCUUCAGGGCCUACUUUGGCUGCAAAAAAAAAAUCAUGACCCAUCAACUUUCUCAUGUAAGGGAAAAACUACAAGAAAAACAAGAAUUUUUUU